UUACUAUUGGUUUUUUUUCCUCCUCCCUCUAUCGACCAUCAUGUCCAUGGCUACCGCUCUUCAGCAGCAGCAUCAUUUUCACGGUCAUUGGUGCAAAAAAGGCCUCGCUUUCUUCCACCGAAAAAAGCAAAGGUCCAAUUACUAUUUACCUACCGUCAUGGCAGCAGCCACCGAAAAAUACGUCAGGCACCGUCCAUCCUCCGUCCACGAUCCAUAUCCUCAUUCGCAUUCACGCCAAAUGCUCACUUCUGAAGACCUGACCGCCAGUCAGUUCGCUAUUCUGACUGGUAUCAAGAUCAAAAAGAUUGGCAAAUACCAGGACCCAUCUUUUUAUCUGGAAAAUGAGGACGAUUCCUCCGACGAUGACGGUGACGACGACGAGGAGUUGAACGACGAUCACCUUUCAUUACCCAUGACUAUCCGUUCAGAACGCAACUAUGCCUCUUCCUCCUCUCUUUCGUCUCACACUAUGCCUCAUAAACCGCGUAUCUGGGAUUCCAAUUUCUGGCACUCUCCUCACGGUUCGACAGUCACUACUCCUCUGCAUUCGCGGUGUUCAUCAUCCACCAUGACCACGUCCUCUUCCAUGCCGCUCUCAUCAUCACACACCAUGAAAAGUCGUUCGCCAAAUGUAAUUCAAAAAGGCCGAUUUCAAAUUAUGAUUGGUCAGAUCGACCAUCAUCCAUCGCACCCUAUCACUACACCAGAGAAAAACGUUGUCGAAUGGAAGCGAAAGCGAUCUCUCACUCAUUGAUUUUGCUAUUCUUUUGACGUUUUCGAUUCUAUUUGACGCAAUGGCAAUCUCCUCCUAUAUCAAAACAAUCUCCACUCUUUUCUUUUGUAUUAUGUUUUUUCUUCCCUCUUGCCGUCAUGUAUUGUAUUAUAAUAUCUAAGUGUUGGCCAUUCACAUUUUCUAUACCCUUGUUGCUCCCUCAAGACCUAGUUUCUUUAUUGCUUCUACUUGUAUGAAUGUGUUGAUCAGUUCCUUUCUUAUCCCCGUCCUCUCGUAUGUUCAAUUUCUGUUGUAACUUAUUUUUUUUAUUCCCUAUGUGCAGGCGCUUUACGUAAUAUUCUAUGUAUGUAUGGAUUUCACUGUCUUUUUUUUUUGAACUACUUGACGCAAUUCGCUUUUUAUACACUCUUUAUGUUCAUUUGAGAAUAUGAAAUGUCGGUG
This is a messenger RNA of Radiomyces spectabilis, 1174 nucleotides long. RefSeq lists its product as uncharacterized. The record is from RefSeq and is a predicted model, not a curated record. NCBI's taxonomy places the organism in Eukaryota, Fungi, Mucoromycota, Mucoromycetes, Mucorales, Radiomycetaceae. The coding region runs from base 41 to 754 and encodes 237 amino acids. The transcript has a single exon.